UUCCUGCAAACAAGUUCCGCAAAGUGACACUUAAGUAUGUCAGAGUCUGUAGUCAGACACUGAAGUAUCUUUAUGGACAGUCUCAGUAUUCAGCUUCAUCAUGGCUGGACGCCUGUUGUUUGUCUUCCUCAUGUAUUCCUUUCAUGAGAUUCAAGUUCAAGCUCGUCUUCCACCUAAACUGAAAGUGAAUUCACCGGUGAUCACAGAGACAGACUCAGUCACAUUGAGCUGUGAGGCUCCAUCAUCUGUUUCUGUGUCUCAGUGUUAUUUCUACACUGUUAGUGGAGGAAAUGUCAGAAGCUCUUCUUGUAUGAAGAGACUGACAGGAACUGAACUGCUGUUAAUGUCACAUCAGAGUUCACCUGCUGAGGUUGAAGUGAAAUGUUAUUACACUGUAAAGGUUGAAGAUUUAGAUUCUCCAUCUCCACACAGUAACAUAUCCACCAUCACCAUACACAGUCAAACACCACAGAUGAGUCUUCAGCAUUUUGAUGGUGAAUACGUUCUCUUUGUCUGCUCUCUGCCUGGAUCUGCUAAUCAUGAUACGAGAUGUAACCUGUACUUUGGAGAAGAAAGUGAUCCAGUUGUAACAACAACCAUCUGGAAGAAGAGAAGCUCAACCAAUCAGUGGUUCUGCCAGUUUAUUGUCACAACUGAUGAUUUGUUGAAACGUCUAAGUUUAGUUAAACAGGGUAAUGCCAGCUGUGAUUAUAGUUUGGGAAGUGAACCCAACUCUUUGUCUCCUCGUAGUGAUCGAUACAGGUUGACUGAUAUUGUGGAAAAAGAAUCAGGGAUGAUCCAGAGGCCAACAGUCACUAAGACCACAGGUAGUUUGACCUCUUCUCAAACAACUCUUAAGAAUCCAGCAUCUGAUGAUGAAAUAACAGGUAGUUUGACCUCAACUCACACAACUCUUAAUCCAGCAUCUGAUGAUGAAAUAACAGUUUAUUCAGCAGGUCGGACUGUUUCUACAUCAAGUGACACUGAUAGUUCUGUCUCUACUUUCCUGACAUCAGUGAAACCAGAAAAAGGUAGUUUGACCUCUACUCAAACAACUCUUAAAAAUCCAGCAUCUGAUGAUGAAAUAACAGUUUGGCCAGUUACAUCAAGUAAUACUGGUGGUGCCACCUCUACCUCCUUACAACCAGUGAAACCAGCAUCAGCAGAGACGUGGAUAUGGAAGUUAAUAGCUGUGGCUGGUUGUGGUCUAACUGUGGGCGUCAUCGUGCUUUCAGUAAUUCACUGUAAAAAAAGAAGAGCUGUUUAUUCAGCAGGUUGGACUGUUUCUACAUCAAGUGACACUGAUAGGUCUGUUGGUAGUUCUGUCUCUACUUUCCUGACAUCAGUGAAACCAGAAAAAGGUUCUGAGGAAGUGAAAGAGCAGCAACAUCAAAAUGAGACUAAUGACACAUACCAUUUGUACUCCACCAUCUCUGAGGAACCAGCUGCAUCUGCCCUGACAACCUGUGAGACUGGAUUUGGCCUGCAGGAUAUGGUGUACAGCACCGUGCAGGCGCACUGAAAUACAAACUGUUUUAUACUGAGAAUACAGAGAAAGCUGGCAGUCAGUCACUUAUAUAACCUAGACUAUUGUUAGACUGCUGUAAUACCUUUUUCUUAGAACAAACAAACUUUAAGAUUAAACCUUUUUACCAAACCUUUACAGUCACUAAUUCUUAAGUUGUGCUUUAUGAAAAACAAAGCACAGCAUGGAUUCCUACCAUUCCCCAUUUAUAAAACUAUAGCAAGUUCAGUUAAGACUUGAUGUAAUUCUUGUUUUGUUUUCUAAUAAUAAACGCAAGCCAAGAAAAAAAAGAUAAUAAUGACGCAAUUUUCUAAAAUUUGACAUAUACACCGAUCAGCCACAAGCUGGUGGUCAUAAUGUUCUGCAGCCCCAUACCAACAAACUGUGAUCCACUGUGUGUUCUGACACCUUUCUAUCAGAACCAGCAUUCACUUUUUCAGCAGUUUGAGCUACAGUAGCUCGUCUGUUGGAUCAGACCACACAGGCCAGCCUUCACUCCCCACGUGCAUCAAUGAGCCUUGGCUGUCCAUGUCUCUGGUGGGUCAGCACCUUUGAUAGGUACUCACCUCUGCAGACUGCGAAUACCCAACAAGAGCUGCAGUUUUGGAGAUGCUCUGACCCAGUUGUCUAGCCAUCACAAUGUGGCCCUUGUCAAAGUUGCUCAAAUCCUUAUGCUGCCCAUUUUUCCUUCUAACACAUCACUUUGAUGACAAAAUGUUCACUUGCUGCCAAAUAUAUCCCACCCACUGACAGGUGCCAUGAUAACCAGAUAAUCAGUGUUAUUCACUUUAUCUGUCAGUGAUCACAAUGUUAUGGCUGAUUGGUGUAUAUACAUAGACAUUGUGGGGAGUAUUUUCAAACUUCACUAAAUUAGUUUUUGCUUCUGAUUUUCAUGUCGAUUAUUUGUGCUUUUAUAGUUACUGAAAAUAACUCACUUAUUCUGUCACUUCUACUCAAGCUUUUCUUGAAAGAGCUCACUCUUGUCUGAUUCACAGAAACAUUUUAGACAGCAUAAAUUCACAUAAAAAGACUAUAACCACAAUUUAAAUUAAUUUAGACAACAUAGAUCAACUAUCAACCUACAAAGUCCACAGGACUACGGAGAACAUUCAGGCUAAGAGGAACAUGUGAAGUAGGAUGUAACCUGGUUUGAUGUUAAUUUCCGAAACAGUUUUCUUCUAAUGAGCAACAAAAUGACCCUGUAAGAAAAUAAAACUGUGUUAAAUAACAGCAAAAUAAAUGCAUGUCCUCUGGUCACUGUGUAAAGUCUGUUAAAGCUAUGUCCAAUAAUAUAUGGCAUUACAUUUGUCUAAUGACAA
Molecule: messenger RNA, 2844 nt
Organism: Dicentrarchus labrax (European seabass)
Lineage: Eukaryota; Metazoa; Chordata; Actinopteri; Moronidae
Exons: 14
Coding region: 101-1522 (473 amino acids)
Source: RefSeq, a predicted model, not a curated record